AGAUCACUUGGCUCAAGUCAGACAAGAGGUCGGCCGAACCCCGAGGGUUCGACGCCCGCCAUGUCUGACCCCGAUGACCAUGGACAUCACGAGGAGGGCACGGAGCUCGUGGAUCAUGAGAACGAGAUCUCGCUCCAGGAAGCAGAGGUUGACACUGGCACCGAGCCAGAGGAAGGACAAGCAGCCCCUCCAGAGGAGGUCAUUGACCUUGGUGCCAUCCGUUCUUCAGGCAGUUCAAGAGAUGGUCUUCGAAGAGCUGCACCUGCCUCCGGAGAUUGCGCAAGAAGCACAAACAGGGUGGCAAACCUUCCUGAAUUCCUGCAGUUCAAGGGAGGCGGCAGGCGAGACCAUCUACGCAGCGCUCUUCGAUGCCGCACCCAGCUUACAGAGCCUCUUCAAGACUGCGAGGUCCGUCAUGGCCAUGCGCUUCAUGAACGGCCUCAAUGCCAUUAUCAACAUUUGCCACGACCCCCCCGGGCUGAAGACGCAGGUCGAAGCGCUGGGCUUUCAACAUUUGGAUUUGGAAGUGACUCCACCACGUGUGGACAUCUUCAGGGAGGCGAUACUGGAAGUCUUGGAGAUGGAGCUUGGGCCUCGGCUCACCUCCAAAAGUCGAGUGGGUUUGCAGGUGGUGCUGAACUACGUGGGUGGCGCGUAUAUCUACAUCCGUCGUGAAUAUGCCGUCCGGAUUCGCAUAUUGCUGAAGAGCUGGGCAACAGCCAACAACAAGGAGGACGAUCCGGAAAGCCAAGCUGAAGGUUUGGUGGAGCAUAAGAAAGAAGAGGGCGAAGGAAAAGAAGAGGACAAAGAGAAGAAGGAGGAAGAUCCCAAAGCAGCGAAAGCUCAGCCCACGGCCACCACGAAUGCCGCCACGAAUGCCGCCACGAAUGCGAAUCCAAGUACAAACACUGGAGGCCCUGGAGGUGCCAACCGCGGCUCCAUGGAGAUGGGUGGGAAGAAGAGUGGUGCGAACAUGAAAGUCCCGACAAGCUUCAAUGAGAUGUUCCUCUUCAAUGCUGCUGUGAUGGGCUUUGCGGAGAGUGGCUGGAUGAGCUACGUGUUGGAACAGUUCGACAACAUCGUCACCAACGUGGCCAAUUCCUAUCGAUUGCAAGAGGAAUGUGAUGUCCUCUCCUUGGUGCUCUCAAAGUACACCGGGACCAUCAACUUGCCUGAGUUCAAGUCUGUGACCUUGGCAUCCUUGCGGUCGCUGGUACCCAAGGAAUGGGAUUCCGAGCACGAGGUUGCAUGGAACUGGCUUUGGGAGAACGUCGAGCGGAUGUUGAAGGCGAACAUGGGAAAACCACAGGUUCAAGAGAAGGCCGUGGAACGCUUCAUCAUGGCAUUGCAAGAGGAUGAGAUCAACCAUCUUCGUCGGGAAUUGUUCAAGAGGUUCUUCCAGUUGGCACCAGCAGGGCAAGACUAUUUCAAACAGUCUACGACGCGGCUCUUUUUCAUUGCAGACAAGAUCAUUGAGAUGACGGUGGAGAUGUACAAGAACCCCAAGUCAAUGGUCGAAGACCUUUCUGCUUUGGGCUUGCGCCAUGUGGGCUAUGCCAUCCCCACGGAGCUCUUUGCCCCCUUCGUCUCCAGCGCGGUGGACGUGGUGCGUACGAUGACCUCUGAUGAGAGCGCCGAGACGGGUUUCCGCUGGUCGUUGACCUUGGUAGCCAAGAUCCUCGUCCGGACCAUUUUGGAAGGCUCCACCAUUGUCAUGAAGGCCGUGAACACCAACUCUGAAAAGGCCUUGAAAAAGGCCAUCUCCGUGGCGCCCCGUGGGCGACGAGCCACGGACCUGCUGAACAUCACCGUAGGCUCUCAGUCUAUUUCACCCUUCUACUGGUCCAUUGAGAGUGGGAGCUUGAUUUGCGCAAAGGCCAUGCUGCAAGAUCUCUUGACGAUCCGCGCAGAUCGUGACCUUUACUACUAUGGAUGCGAUGCCUUGUUCACACGACAUCCGGAGCUGAUUCAUCGUUUGUGUGCCGAUGCACCUUCGCUUCUGCCAGUGGUCCUGGACCACCUGGUGUGGCGCUCUCGGUUGACUGUGGGAGGCUAUCGGCGCACCAACUACUACGUGAAGCACUUAGUUCAAGACCAGGAUGAGAACUUCAGCCAGGCCUUGGAGUGGCUGUCCGACUUCGGAGAGCCCAAGAUCAUUUGCCACCCUGUGGUGGUGCUCUUCGCGGACAUGAUUUGGUUUCACCUGGCCAUGUAUAGCUUCCUGGUUGGGCGAAUCUAUUUCUUGUUCAUGCUGUGCUUGUUCAUCACCAGUCAAGCGAUCAUCCCACGACUGCAAGCGGACCAUGCGCCCACAAGGGAGGAGAACAUUGCCCUCUUUGUGUGCCGAUGCAUGAUCUAUUUGGGCUCCAUGUUGAAGAUUUUCUAUAGCCAGAUUCGCAUGCUCGUGGCGGAUUGCCGGAGUCGCUCUUUCGAGAGGUUCCUGGUGAUUCCCGUGCCGACAUAUUUGACCAGUUUUCAAGAGUUCGGCAACUUGAUCUUGUUGAUCAUUCUGAUUUUGAUGUGCACACAAGAGCCUAUCUUCUAUUGCCUGGGCACGCCGGAGUUUGAGCAGUCAAUCUUCACCCCCCUUUGCGAAGCCUCGUUGAGUAAGAAGGAGAUCUAUUCCCUCUUCUCAGGCCUUGGGAUCCUUCUCUACUGGGCUUUGUUAAUGGAUUUCACCAUUGUGUCUAUGCGCAUCUCAUCCUUUGUGAUGGUUUGCGGUCGAGUUCUUCAAGAGGUUGGGCUCUUCUUGAUGGCCUUGGUGUUUGCCAUCCUGGCCUUCGCAACGUCCAUUGCGUCCUUGAGCCACCAGCUGGGAGAUUUCGACAGCAUUGACAGGGGCAUGUUUGCUUUACUACAGAUGACUCUCAAGAUGUACCCAACCUCUGGGUACUACAACAUUCGAGAGGAGCCAUGGGUCCUCACAGCCGUUUGCAUUUUUGCCAUCGCCAUCACCAUUUUCUUCUUGAACUUGCUCAUUGCACAGUUGAACCAGGCCUACCAAGUCGUCUACGAGGACAUGCAAGGCUUUGCACGUCUAAACAGGGCGUCUGUCAUUGUGGCCACACUGCUGGAAGUCAGCCCCAAGCGCUGGAAACGCUUCCUCACCAGCUUACGCUUUGACGAGCGUCUGGAGUUCAAUGAAGGAGACAUCGGCAUGGCAGGUGGCAUCCAGAUCAUGGAGCCCGCCAACGACACUUCGGCGGUGGACACCAUCAAGAGGUUUGGUGGUUCCACUUCACCGAACAUGCCGUGGCCAGAAGAGGAAGAAGACGGCGAUGAGGAUCGCUUCGACCGGUUGGAAAAGCUGAUCGUGCGCACCACAAAGAGCAUCACUGGCAAGAGAAAGAAAGGAGCUGGAACUUCUUCAACAAUGGGUGGCUCGGGCGUGUCAGGUGGCGGAACCUCGAAGAGUGCAGAAUCCUCGAACAGCUCUGCUGACUAGGACAGAUUCCACUUGGACCCGAGCCGGCCAAGCGGGCGCUGCACGCGGAAUGAGAAGCCGCGGGACCAUCUAUGUGUGAUAUGAUUCAUUUGCUGGUGCAUGCCGGUUUAUUGUUGGACGGA
This is a messenger RNA of Durusdinium trenchii, 3567 nucleotides long. The record is from the annotation of a GenBank genome assembly. NCBI's taxonomy places the organism in Eukaryota, Dinophyceae, Suessiales, Symbiodiniaceae.